GGCUGUGGUCCUACGAGGCACACUUGAGCCACCAAUGGCAUUUCAGCGUUUGAUCAAUGAAGCUUAUAGGGAAACUCCAGUCCCGAAAUAAAUGCAAAGACUGCUUUAUCCAAAGAAAGUCUGGACGGCUGUAAUUCCUGUGAGAGAAUAUGAUGGAGAAGACAUUCAUUCAUAGGCUCCUCGCUUUGUUUCCAAAUGCCAUAGCUCAUAAAUUACUGCUGAUGUGGAUGUUUAUCUUAGCUUUCUGGGUCAUUUACUUCUCUCCCAAAGACCACACAAAGUUCUUGUUCAGCUUGAGAAAUUCUAUUUCUCUGGAUCAUUGGAACACAUUCAGAAAUUCCACCUACCCAGAAGCCCCACCAAAUCCAGAAAUUUCACCAGCAGAGACUGAGCUGAGGAUAAAGAGGAUCGUGGAGAAACUAGACCAGCUGAUCCCACCCAGGCCCUUCACCAACGUGAGCUCCACCACCAGCGCCACACACAGCAGAGCCACCCUCCUCAGCCCUCGAGACACACACUGCAGGGGGGACCGGCUGGACGUCCUGCUGGAGAUGAGGGACCACUUGGGACGCAGGAAGGAAUACGGUGGGGAUUUCCUCAGGGCCAGGGUAUUUUCCCCAGCCCUGAAGGCGGGUGCUUCAGGAAAGGUGACAGACUUCAACAACGGCACCUACCUCGUGAGCUUCACCCUGUUCUGGGAGGGCCAGGUGUCCCUGUCUGUCCUGCUCAUCCACCCCAGUGAGGGGGUGUCGGCUCUCUGGAGGGCCAGGAACCAAGGCUACGACAGGGUGAACUUCACAGGCCAGUUUGCUAAUGGCUCCUCCCCAGUCUUCUCUAAAUGUGGCCUGACCCUUCACACCAGUGCUGAACUCUGUGAGUACUUGGACUAUCGCGACCAGGAAGCCUUCUACUGCUUGAAGCCUCCCCAAGUUCCCUGUGAGGCGCUGACCCACGUGACCACCAGGAAUGCAAACGUGUCCUAUAUUAGACAGAAAGAAUGGGCUCUUUUUGACAGGUCCAACGUGGGGGUUGAAAUAAUGAAGAACUUUGCCUCCAUCAAGGUCUUAGCGUGUGGCAAGAGUAAGAACAUAACAAAAUGUCAGCUCGGCAUGAAGAGUCCUUUCCCCAGUGGUUAUACUCUGAAAAGAAAGUGGAUUGCAGCAUUUUGUAAACAGAGAGAAUUAAAUGAAACAAAAACUAUAAAUGACUGCUUGAAGAGAAAACUUAUUUACCUAAUGGGAGAUUCAACACUGCGUCAGUGGAUUCAAUAUUUACCAAAAAUGGUAAAAACCUUAAAAUAUUUUGAUCUUCAUGGAGUUGGGCCAUUUAAAACACAUGUGCUUCUGGAUGCUGAAAGACAUACUUUGAUUCAAUGGAAAAAGCAUGGUCAUCCAUUUAUUACCCAAAGUCUGUACUCGGUAAAGGAUGAUAAUUAUAUCCCACGGGAAAUUGACCGGAUAGCAGGAGACAAGGACACCGCCAUUGUCAUCACUCUUGGUCAGCAUUUGAGACCCUUCCCCAUCAAAAUUUUUAUCCGUAGGGCCAUCAACAUUCAAAAGGCCAUAGAACGACUAUUCUUGCGAAGCCCAGAGACCAAGGUGAUCCUGAAAACUGAAAACACUAGGAGGAUGUUUGAUAAUGCAGAGAUGUUUAGUGAUUUUCACGGUUAUAUUCAGAAUCUUAUCAUGAGGGAUAUCUUCAUGGAUCUCAAUGUGGGUGUUAUUGAUGCCUGGGACAUGACUGUUGCUGACAGCACUGAUAAUAUCCAUCCUCCUGAUUAUGUGGUUGAAAAUCAGAUCAACAUGUUCUUAAACUACAUUUGCUAGAGGAAAAACACAGCAACAACAAAAAAACCCAGUGCUAGCCAUUCUCUGUAGAUGACCUCACUUAUACUGCAAGGGUAGUUUAAUACAAUCCAAGGUAGGAGGACACAAAAUUAAAAAGUUACUGUUGAAAUAAACAUAAUUUAAAAUUUACCACUUA
Molecule: messenger RNA, 1983 nt
Organism: Cervus elaphus (red deer)
Lineage: Eukaryota; Metazoa; Chordata; Mammalia; Artiodactyla; Cervidae
Gene: NXPE2
Product: neurexophilin and PC-esterase domain family member 2
Exons: 6
Coding region: 150-1826 (558 amino acids)
Source: RefSeq, a predicted model, not a curated record